AUGCGCGAGAUUCUCGAAGCUGUUGACCACAUCCACUCGAGGGGUCUCAUCCACCGGGACAUCAAGCCAGAAAACAUCAUGUUCCACGACACCUCCAACGAGCCCGCCUCACCAAAGACGCCGGCGAGCAAGAAGGCCGUGAAGUUGAUCGACUUCGACACAUGCCAGGAGUACGAGCCGAAAAGUCCACGAGCGAGGCAUAUCGUGGGCACUCUGGGAUACUUGGCUCCGGAAGCCUUGCAGGGCGACUACUCCCCGGCGCCAGGGCACCCAAAAGGAGAUGGGAUGAUUUUCAGAGCUUUUGGCUUCGAGGUUCUGCUUCGAGCAGGUGUUUGUGGGUUGCUGCCUUCCUUCUGCUAA
Symbiodinium sp. CCMP2456 is the source of this 360-nucleotide messenger RNA. The record is from the annotation of a GenBank genome assembly. Lineage: Eukaryota; Dinophyceae; Suessiales; Symbiodiniaceae.